This is a messenger RNA of Tinamus guttatus (white-throated tinamou), 2415 nucleotides long. RefSeq names its product regulatory factor X4 (gene RFX4). The record is from RefSeq and is a predicted model, not a curated record. Gene Ontology annotation, molecular function: RNA polymerase II cis-regulatory region sequence-specific DNA binding; DNA-binding transcription factor activity, RNA polymerase II-specific. NCBI's taxonomy places the organism in Eukaryota, Metazoa, Chordata, Aves, Tinamiformes, Tinamidae. Gene Ontology annotation, biological process: regulation of transcription by RNA polymerase II.
CGCUCCCUACUCGGGGCGCAUUUUGAGAUAGGGGCUCUCCACCCCCCGGCACCUUGGGGCUCCCGUGCUGUCCAUGGGAAGAGCAUGCACUGUGGGUUACUGGAGGAACCCGAUAUGGACUCCACAGAGAGUUGGAUUGAACGAUGUCUCAACGAAAGUGAAAACAAACGUUAUUCCAGUCACACCUCUCUGGGGAAUGUUUCUAAUGAUGAAAAUGAGGAAAAAGAAAAUAAUAGAGCAUCAAAACCACACUCAACUCCAGCAACUCUGCAAUGGCUGGAGGAGAACUAUGAGAUUGCAGAAGGUGUUUGCAUUCCUCGAAGUGCUCUUUACAUGCAUUACUUGGACUUCUGUGAGAAAAACGACACUCAACCUGUUAAUGCUGCCAGCUUUGGGAAGAUCAUAAGGCAGCAGUUUCCACAGCUAACAACAAGAAGGCUUGGAACCAGAGGCCAAUCAAAGUACCAUUAUUAUGGAAUUGCAGUGAAAGAAAACUCCCAGUAUUAUGAUGUGAUGUAUUCAAAAAAAGGAGCAGCGUGGGUCAACGAAACAGGAAAAAAAGAAGUAACCAAACAGACAGUGGCGUAUUCACCACGGUCCAAACUUGGAACGUUACUGCCAGAGUUUCCAAAUGUCAAAGAUCUAAAUCUGCCAGCCAGUCUGCCAGAGGAGAAGGUUUCUACCUUUAUUAUGAUGUAUAGAACGCACUGUCAGAGGAUAUUAGACACUGUGAUAAGAGCAAACUUUGAUGAGGUUCAAAGUUUUCUUCUGCACUUUUGGCAAGGAAUGCCUCCUCAUAUGCUGCCUGUACUGGGUUCUUCGACCGUAGUGAAUAUAGUGGGAGUUUGUGAUUCAAUACUGUACAAAGCGAUUUCUGGAGUUUUGAUGCCAACAGUACUCCAGGCAUUACCUGACAGUUUGACUCAGGUGAUCCGAAAGUUUGCAAAACAACUGGAUGAGUGGCUGAAAGUAGCCCUCCAUGACCUGCCAGAAAACCUACGAAAUAUCAAAUUUGAAUUGUCCAGAAGAUUCUCACAAAUUCUUCGGCGACAGACAUCACUAAAUCAUCUCUGCCAGGCAUCAAGAACGGUGAUCCACAGUGCAGACAUCACAUUCCAAAUGCUGGAGGACUGGAGGAAUGUGGAUCUGAAUAGCAUUACCAAACAAACCCUCUAUACUAUGGAGGACUCAAGGGAGGAACACAGGAAGCUCAUCGUACAAUUGUAUCAGGAGUUUGAUCACCUUCUGGAGGAGCAGUCCCCCAUUGAGUCGUACAUUGAGUGGCUGGACUCCAUGGUGGACAGAUGCGUUGUGAAGGUAGCUGCCAAGAGACAAGGCUCUUUGAAGAAAGUAGCUCAGCAGUUCCUGCCGAUGUGGUCCUGUUUUGGCACUCGAGUGAUUCGGGAUAUGACUUUGCACAGUGCACCCAGUUUUGGGUCUUUUCACCUUAUUCACUUGAUGUUUGAUGAUUACGUAUUGUACCUGCUAGAAUCACUCCAUUGUCAGGAGAGAGCUAAUGAGCUAAUGAGGGCAAUGAAAGGAGAAGGAAGCACAGCAGAAAUACGAGAAGAAAUCAUUCUGAGUGAACCAGCUCCUCCAACUCCCUCCCCAGUGCCGUUCUCCCCAGCUAAAUCUGCCACCUCAGUGGAAGUGCCCUCUGCCCCCUCACCUGUCAGCAACCAGUCCCCAGAGUACGCUGGCAUAGCAGCUACAACAGGGGCUAUGCAGUCCUACACAUGGUCCCUCACCUACACCGUGACAACAGCUGCUGGGUCACCUGCAGAAAAUUCCCAACAGUUGCCCUGCAUGAGAAACCCACAUGUGCCGUCGUCAUCUGUCACACACCGGAUACCUGUUUACCCUCAUAGAGAAGAACAUGGAUACACGGGAAGUUACAACUAUGGCAGCUAUAGCAACCAGCAUCCCCACCCAAUGCAGAGUCAGUAUCCAUCUUUACCACAUGAUACUGCUAUUUCUGGACCACUUCACUACUCAGCUUACCACAGAAGCUCUUCACAGUAUCCCUUCAACAGCCCAACGUCACGGAUGGAGCCGUGUUUGAUGAGCAGCACCCCAAGGCUGCAUCCCACCCCAGUGACUCCUCGCUGGCCAGAAGUCCCAUCUGCAAAUUCCUGCUACACGAGUCCGCCCAUGCACUCCACGAGAUACGGAAAUGCUAGUGACAUGUACACCCCUCUGGCAACACGCCGGAAUUCUGAAUACGAGCACAUGCAACACUUUCCUGGCUUUGCCUACAUCAACGGGGAAGCCACCACAGGCUGGGCUAAAUGAAAGUGACUGGUGUCAGCUGAGCCCUUAUACUUUAAAGAGUUAUUAAAACUUUAUAUUAUGUGGGACUUGUGGACGUUCUUCAGUGGAGGUGAAGACAGAAAAGAUCCUGGGCAGAUAAACGUA